Molecule: messenger RNA, 617 nt
Organism: Dendronephthya gigantea
Lineage: Eukaryota; Metazoa; Cnidaria; Anthozoa; Malacalcyonacea; Nephtheidae
Exons: 4
Coding region: 39-617 (192 amino acids)
Source: RefSeq, a predicted model, not a curated record
UGAUUCGAAAAAUUUUGACACAAACUAAUGUAGUGGUCAUGAUAGACGAUCCAAUAAUAACGCCAGGUAUGGAAGAGUUUCUCCUGCAAACAGGUAGUGGGCUCUUUGCAGGGUCGAUAGCAGGUGGAUUAGCAGCACCUCAAGGAAGUUUGCUUUUGACCUCUAACAACGAUGUUUUCAAUAGAGCCGAUGGGAGGAUCAUUGUGCUAAAAUACCGAAAAACGCCAUUUUCGGUAGAAGACAGGCAAAAGCUUAAAGCCGGCAUUGGAUCAAUAGCUGAAAUUCACACGGGGUUUCUACUAGCAUGGGUGAUCAGAAUGUUUCCUUUUUGGCAACAGCAAUUCCCGACAAUUUCCACCCUGGUGGAAAAAAUUUUGUCACGAUUAGUUCCGCCCAAAAUUCAAGACAGAUGGCAACAAGGGGCUUCAGCUAUUAUAGCAACAUAUGCGAUAUUUGAAACAUCUGUAGGCAUAAAACCACGAUGCAAGGAUGCAAUUAUGAAACUGAUUCAAGAUAUGGCUGUGGAAAAGGGCAAUGAUGGCCCAGAUUUAUUGGAAAAAUUAAAUACAUGCCUGAUGGAAAGACUGACGAGGGAUGACGAAAAUGUACGUAAUUGA